GCGCGGGGCUGUCUGGCAACCAUGGCUUCCCCAAGAGAGAAUGUCAGUUUGUUAUUCAAGUUAUACUGCUUGAUAGUGAUGACCCUGGUGGCUGCAGCUUACACCAUAGCUUUAAGAUACACAAGGACAUCAGACAAAGAACUCUACUUUUCCACCACAGCCGUGUGCAUUACAGAAGUUAUAAAGUUAUUGCUAAGUGUGGGAAUUUUAGCUAAAGAAACUGGUAGUCUGGGUAGAUUCAAGACAUCUUUAAGAGAAAAUGUCUUAGGAAGCCCCAAGGAACUGAUGAAGUUAAGUGUGCCAUCAUUAGUGUACGCUGUUCAGAACAACAUGGCUUUCCUAGCUCUGAGCAAUCUGGAUGCUGCAGUGUACCAGGUGACCUACCAGUUGAAGAUUCCCUGUACUGCUUUAUGUACUGUUUUAAUGUUAAACCGGACACUUAGCAAAUUACAGUGGGUUUCAGUUUUUAUGCUAUGUGGAGGAGUCACACUUGUACAGUGGAAACCAGCCCAAGCUACAAAAGUUGUGGUAGAACAGAAUCCAUUAUUAGGGUUUGGUGCGAUAGCGAUUGCUGUAUUGUGCUCAGGAUUUGCAGGAGUAUAUUUUGAAAAAGUUUUAAAGAGUUCAGACACUUCCCUUUGGGUGAGAAACAUUCAGAUGUAUCUCUCAGGGAUUGUUGUGACAUUAGUUGGCGUCUACUUGUCAGAUGGAGAUGAAAUUAAAGAAAAAGGAUUUUUCUAUGGUUACACAUAUUCUGUCUGGUUUGUCAUCUUUCUUGCAAGCGUUGGAGGCCUUUAUACUUCUGUUGUGGUCAAAUACACAGACAACAUCAUGAAAGGCUUUUCUGCAGCAGCAGCCAUUGUCCUUUCCACCGUUGCUUCAGUGAUGCUGUUUGGAUUACAGAUAACACUCACCUUUGCUCUGGGCACCUUUCUCGUAUGCGUGUCUAUAUACCUUUAUGGAUUACCCAGACAAGACACCACGUCCAUCCACGAAGGAGAUACAGCUUCAAAAGAGAGAGUCAGUGGUGUGUGAUUUCACUCUCAAGAGAGGGUCCUACUAAGACUAAAACAUUUGCAUUAAACUAGAGCCUUAAAUCUAUCCCAGAGGGUAGCUUAAACAAACAAAAACAAAAAAUUAAUUGUAUGGCAUAAAAAUUAAGAAGGAAGCUACACUUGAGUUAAUUGCUAAUGUAGACCUGUUGGGGGUCAAACUUUUGUUUUUGAAUGAAGGAAUUUUAUUAUUGUAUAUAUAAUGUACAUAAAAAGUAUGGAGCUAAUGUGGUAUUAAAAAAAUCAUGUGAGGAUACAAGUGGACUGGAACAAUGUUUAAGAGUUAAAGUGCCAAAGCCAUUUCUGUACUAACUGUUCUUUUGUUCAGGUACUAGGGAAGAGGGGUGAUCCCUCCUUGUUCUCCGUUCAUGGACAGUGUUUUGUCCGGCAGCAGUAAAGACCAAGUUCUCUUACAAAAGAGGCACAGAUAAGACAGGCUAGUUCAGAAACAAACUGAAUGUGUAACUUUUUCUCAAAAUGAAUCUGUUUCAUAACGCAGACAAUGAUUUCGUGGUGGUGACUUGAGUACUCCUUUAGUGCUAUCUUUGUGCCAUGCAUUGUCUGGAUUCAUAUUUCAUUACAGUUAGACGAUAUACUUAAAAAAACCUUUUAAUGCCACUUUUGUACUUUUUUUAAUAAAGUAUGUUUAACUGUUGGGUUCUCAAUAAUUUGUGAAAUUUCAGUGUUUUUAAAAAAGAUUUCUAUAAUGUUAAUGGGAAAUUGAGCAAUAAACUUAAUUU
Molecule: messenger RNA, 1792 nt
Organism: Orycteropus afer afer
Lineage: Eukaryota; Metazoa; Chordata; Mammalia; Tubulidentata; Orycteropodidae
Gene: SLC35A1
Product: solute carrier family 35 member A1
Biological process (GO): pyrimidine nucleotide-sugar transmembrane transport
Cellular component (GO): Golgi membrane
Molecular function (GO): pyrimidine nucleotide-sugar transmembrane transporter activity
Source: RefSeq, a predicted model, not a curated record